AUGAGAAACUCCUACGCCCACUUCUCCCCGCCCAACGGUGACGGCCCCGCGCUGACUCCGCCGCAGGAGCUCGCCGCAGCGGCGGCGUGCAGAGCGGAGCUGCAGAAUGCGCUGCAGCAAUGGGCGGCGGAAGCGAGGUGGAGAGAGGCCGAGGUGGACUACCAGGCUGCGGUGCCGCCGGAGCUGCCGAGCCCGCGCGCUCAGCUCACACGGGAAGCUCUCAGCCCCGCUAGCCCCGCUUAUAGCCGGCGCCAUACCGCCGAUAGCCCCAGCAGUACCACUAGUACCAGCGACAAUGGCGGAACCAGUACCGUUGACGAAACCCUGAACGCUCCUGCUGAAUCUGUCAGCCCUGGCAGUGCUACUGCUGCCGCUCCUGCUCCUGCUGCUGCCGCUGGUGUGGCUGUUGGUGCUGCUGCUGCCGCUCCUGCUCCUGCUGCUGCCGCUGGUGCGGCUGUUGGUGCUGCUGCUGCCGCUCCUGCUCCUGCUGCUGCCGCUGGUGCGGCUGUUGGUGCUGCUGCUGCCGCUCCUGCUCCUGCUGCUGCCGCUGGUGCGGCUGUUGGUGCUGCUGCUGCCGCUCCUGCUCCUGCUGCUGCCGCUGAAGACCCCGCCUUGCUGCUGUGCUCCGAGGGGUGGCAGCGGGCGGCGAUGGCGCGAGCAGCAACGAGCGCGUACGUGGCGAGGGCGGUGAAGCGGAACGCGACGUCGCUGGCGCGGAUAGAAGCCGGCGUGGAUGCUGUGUGCCGCGGGGUGCGCGAGAUAGAGGCCAGGCUGAGCGGCGAGUGCAGCGACAAGGGGAAUGCGGGCGGCGAGGGCAGGAGGACGGCAGCAGAAGAAGCAGCUGGAGAAGCAGAAGCAGGGGCAGGGGCAAUAGGAGAAGCAGGAUCAGGGGCAGGGGCAGGAGCAGGAGCGGAGGCAGGAGCAAGAGCAGGGCAAGCAGGAGCAGGAGGGGAGGGAGCAGCAGCAGCAGAGUGCGGCACGUGGCCUGAGGCGUGCUGGCCGGUGCCUCACAUGCCCUUCUCCGAUGUCACGGUGCUCCCCUUUUCCUUCCCCAUCCUCCUCCCUCUUUCCUCCCCUCCUCCUGCCCUCCUCCUCUAUUUCUGCCUUCAGUCCACGAGGACACACAAGCUUCCCCACGUUGCCCACUCUCACAAGCAGCUCUGUGAUCCUCCCUUCCCCUCCCCAUUCACCUUUUCCAUCCCACACGUCCUCCAUUCCAUCCUUCCCGAUCAGCAGCUCUCAGUUUUCCCUUUCGCCCCCCUUCCCCCCUUCCCCUCUUCUCCCCUCCCCUCUUCUCCCCUCCCACUCUCUCCAGCCACCAGCGGACGCAGGUUCCUCGUGUUCGCCUACUCCUUAGAGCAGCUCUCCAACACGCGCGCUCACCUCGUUGAGGCCGGCCGCUUCGCUCAAGCCACCAACCGCACGCUCGUGCUGCCCAAGGGCAGUCGCAGCCGCCUCUCACUCUCCUGUGACCUGCCCCUCUGCGCCUGCUUCGAUCUCUCUCGCCUCGACGCCCACUGGAUCUCGCCCGAAUUCUUCCUGCACCUCGCUAGAGCCGCUGUCAACCCCCCCUUUGCUAAAGCCAGCCCUUCCGUGGCCUUCGUGCACCUGCAGACCUCCCAAGUAUGGCGGCUGACCUUCACUCAAGGGCCUCUGGCGAACAUGCUGAGUGAGCUGAUGGUGUAUGGGAUGGGCCAUGCACCCUCAAGACGCAACACUGUUGAUGUCACCACACCUGUCAACAGCAGUGCACUUUUCCAGCAGUUGCAUAAGUGGUGGCACAGGGACGUGCUGGUGUGGGUGAAGACCACAUACGACCGAGUGGACUUCCACCUCCCCACAGACGACAUCUCCUUCAAGAUGCUUCCAUACAGCCAGACAUGGCACGCCAUGGCACAUCAAGCCAUGGCCCGCCUGCCCCCCCAGUACAUUGCGGUGCACUACCGCUCCGAGUUCAUCGCCUUCCACCUCGCGCACAAGCUAGUGUGGAGAGGCUUCAAGGUGGAGGCAGGUGUGCUGGAGGAGCUGAUGACGGGGUGCAUGGAGGCGGCCCGCGACCUCAUCAACGGCAUGAAGCGCCGCCACAACAUCUCCGCCGUCUUCAUCGCCGCCGACGUGCCGUUUGACGACAAGGCGGGCAGCGUGGUGCGGUCGGACUCGUGGAAAGACACCACGUGGAUGUUCCAAGGGCAAAAGAGGGUGCUGGAGGCUCCGCGGGAGAAGCUGCGGUGGCUGAGGGAGCAGGUGGCGGGCACAGUGAUGGUGGACGAGCUCAUGCCUGCCGUCAACCACUAUGACCCCGGCAUUGUUGCCAUAUUGGACAAGCUGCUGUGCGUGCAUGCCCACGUGUUCCUGGCUGGGUCCAUCACAUGUGGGGGAAGCCGCGGCUUUGAGCAGGACAUUACGCAACACAGGAGUCAAUUCAACAAGUCCCUCUCCCAUAGAUGGGUCUCACGGACAGACAAGCUUCUAUGGCAGUCAAACGGCAGCUCUGCAGGUGUAGGGUAA
Molecule: messenger RNA, 2508 nt
Organism: Closterium sp. Naga37s-1
Lineage: Eukaryota; Viridiplantae; Streptophyta; Zygnematophyceae; Desmidiales; Closteriaceae
Source: the annotation of a GenBank genome assembly